AUGAUUCUGCAGCAAUUUCGAAUGAAUGCCGAGCAGCCGACCGUUUCGAAGCCUCCCAGCCUGACCAUAGCCCCUCUGGGACGCAUUGUCGGCCUGGAGAAGGUGAUUAUGUGGGGCGAGAUUGAGGAGCAGUCAUCGUACACCCUCCAGAAGCAGAUUGAUCAUCUCGUGAGCAAAUACGGCUAUAGGGGAGAACACCGCUUAAGGGGAUGCAAUUUGGAUCACGCCUGGGGCUAUCUGUCGAAUACUCCCUGCGUCCUACUAAAGCUGAACCUUGCCCUCAACUUUGAGGCCGAUACCUACAGCGAACGCCGCUCCCUGCCCGAUGCGGCGCCCUCGGCUUUGCGCCACUAUAUGAUGGAGACCGCACCCGAGAGACGCUCGAAUAAGAUUUGGGCAUCUUGCGAUUUCGUGACCAAGAAUGUAGAGACGACACUCUCGUUUGUCCCCGAAAUGUACUACGAUGCCGAUGGCCUGUUCACCAGAGAAAACUUUUAUGUCGAUCCAGAUACCCCGGAAAAUGAGACUGAGCGGGUUACCCAUGAGGAGCCAGGCUUUCGUCGGGUCAUUGGGGUAAAGUUUCACAAUCUUCCGCCGAAUAAGCAUGUCCACGUCACGUGCUCUGUGUGGGCUAGGAACAUCCCAUUGGACUAUGCCACCGUGAAGUUUGUGAUGUACAGAGUGGAUCCGAACGCCCACAUUGAAACACUUGACGUUCUAUACGAUGAAAUAGACAUGCAUGAUAAUUGAUUGAUAGUAGGCAUACAUAUAUGCUGCCUGCCAUACACGUUCUAUCUAUAAAUUCAUAUUUAAGA
Messenger RNA from Drosophila persimilis, 815 nucleotides. RefSeq lists its product as uncharacterized. The transcript has a single exon. NCBI's taxonomy places the organism in Eukaryota, Metazoa, Arthropoda, Insecta, Diptera, Drosophilidae. Gene Ontology annotation, biological process: intracellular potassium ion homeostasis; potassium ion import across plasma membrane; sodium ion export across plasma membrane. Gene Ontology annotation, cellular component: sodium:potassium-exchanging ATPase complex. The record is from RefSeq and is a predicted model, not a curated record. Gene Ontology annotation, molecular function: ATPase activator activity. Bases 1 to 750 code for a protein of 249 amino acids.